AUCCUUUCUUGGUUAUGUGGCCUUGCAUUGUAGAGCUCUAGACUGUGAAGAAAUGGCUUCCAAGGCAGGAGGGAAGAAGCCAAUGGUCAACAAGUCCAUUCCAACACCACAGGUGGCCUCCAAGGCAGCAGGGAAGAAGCCAUUGGCAAACAAAUCCAUUUCAACAGAACAGGUGGUUCCUCUGGCAGAGAAAAAGCUGCCCAUGGUGGAAAGCAGAAAGAAGGGCAGAAAGCAGAAGAAGCUGAGGGAGACAUUCAACUGUUACAUUUAUAGGGUUCUAAAGCAGGUCCAUCCAGAUGUGGGUAUUUCUAGGAAGGCCAUUGGAAUCAUGGACUGUUUUGUGAAUGAUAUCUUUGAUAAACUUGUAGGUGAAGCCAUGAAGCUCUCCAUUCACAGUAAGAAGACAACAAUCAGUGCCAGGGAGAUCCAAACAUCUACAAAACUCAUGCUUCCUGGAGAACUUGCAAAGCAUGCCAUUUCUGAGGGUGUCAAGGCUGUUACCAGGUUCAGCACUGGCUAAUUCUGAGUCUUUGUGUUAAGAAU
This is a messenger RNA of Cryptomeria japonica (Japanese cedar), 543 nucleotides long. RefSeq lists its product as uncharacterized. Gene Ontology annotation, biological process: nucleosome assembly. The record is from RefSeq and is a predicted model, not a curated record. The transcript has a single exon. Lineage: Eukaryota; Viridiplantae; Streptophyta; Pinopsida; Cupressales; Cupressaceae. Gene Ontology annotation, molecular function: structural constituent of chromatin; protein heterodimerization activity; DNA binding. Gene Ontology annotation, cellular component: nucleosome. Bases 53 to 520 code for a protein of 155 amino acids.